Messenger RNA from Paramecium tetraurelia, 957 nucleotides. RefSeq lists its product as uncharacterized. Lineage: Eukaryota; Ciliophora; Oligohymenophorea; Peniculida; Parameciidae. The record is from RefSeq and is a predicted model, not a curated record. The transcript has 2 exons.
AUGCAUAUUAUUCUUAGGACUUAAUAAUAAUAUUAAGUCCUUUAUUUAAACUAUUAGAGAUAACAAAGAGUUUUGUCACUACUGAAAGAUUAAAUCCAACUCACAAAUAAUAUACUAAACUCUUUAAUUACUACUACAAGGGCAUACUUAAACGACGAGGGGAAUAUCUUAAAAGAAAGAUUAAUAGGUUAAUUAAAAAGUUAUAAGCAAACCUUAAAAAGGGAUAUAAAAAAUCAGGAUAGAAUUAAUAAAAGAAUAAUAAUAAAGCAAGAAUCCUAAAAAAAAAUAAAUUUUAACGAAAAAUAUGAGAAUUAUUUUAAAAUUUGUGGAAAACGCCCUUUAAGGCAAAAACUGGAGCUAAAAUUCAUUUUAAUAAGAAUCACAAAAAGAAGGAAUUAAAUAUAACUGUUACAAUUGAAAAUAUAGAUUUGCUCUAAAAAUAAUUUGAAAUACAUAAAAUAAAUUCAGCUUAUGUUAAAAAAAGGAAAUAUAAAAGGAUUUUCAAUUGAAAUAUUUAACUUUGGAUUACAGUCAAUAUCAAAACAAGGGCUGUAAAGGAGAAGAAUUCUUAGAAUUGAAUUUAUUCACACUUAAUGUUUCUUUACUCCUUCUUAUUCCCUUAUUGGGCUGAAGCUUCAUCGACGCACGGCUCAAAGGUUACUUAGCCUAUAUUUCUAAUUUAGGUUUCCACCCUGUAUCUCUAAAGGCUUCAGUUUACUUCUUCUUUUUGUUCAUGUAUUUAAUUUAUCCUUUUUAUUUUUUGCUAUUUAUAUUCCCCCCUAUCUUUUUCGAUUUUCAGAAUUCCUACUUUUCCUCUAAACCCUUCCUAAAAAGAUACCUCUUGAGAGUCCAGAGAAUGUCUUUAACUCUCCUUCCAACACCACACUCAAUUCACACAGGUAAUUCAAGGCACAAUAAAGUUAUCAAAAAGUUCAUAGAAGAUUGGCCUUUUAUUGA